AAAAAAAAAAAAAAAAAAUACUACAAUGUUUGCGUCGUAAUUUUGAUUUCGUGCAUCUGAUUAGGCAUAUGAAUAUCGGCGAUGGAAGGUGAAAAUCCGCUACUGAUCGCCGUCAGGGCGAGCUUCACGAGACCUUCGUGGGUGGUCCUCCUGCUCGUCUUCGCGGCACUCGCCGUCAUCGGCCUCCACGUCACGACCAACGCGAUUUCACCCUUCGGGCCGCCCGUACCCAAUCGGGCCGGAUCAGAGGAGCCCGAUGGCGGCGAUUCGCGGCCCAGCUGCUCCGGGAUCUUCGAGGCGCCGCCGCGGCGUAGGGUGGCGAGAUCCAUCGCGGAGUUCGGGGGCGUGGGGGACGGGAGGACGUCCAAUACGGCGGCGUUUCGGAGGGCGGUGGAGUACAUGGAUGGGUUCAAAGGGAAGGGUGGGGCCCAAUUGAAUGUUCCAAAAGGUCGGUGGCUCACGGGGAGCUUCAACCUCACCAGCGAUUUCACGCUUUUUCUCGAGGAGGGUGCAAUUAUCCUGGGCUCCCAGGAGCCGGAUGAAUGGCCGAUAAUCGAGCCUUUGCCUUCGUAUGGAAGAGGAAGAGAGAGACAAGGAGGACGACACAUAAGCCUUGUUCACGGGAAUUCUUUGGAAAAUGUUGUGAUUACAGGUUACAACGGCACAAUUGACGGUCAGGGGAAGAUGUGGUGGGAGCUUUGGUGGAACAAGACACUAAAGCACACGAGAGGGCACCUUGUUGAACUUGUAAAUUCUCGCAAUAUUCUCAUAUCCAACCUCACUUUUCGCAAUUCUCCAUUUUGGACCAUUCAUCCUGUUUACAGCAGCAAUGUCGUGAUAAGAGACAUGACAAUCUUGGCACCCUUAAAUGCUCCAAAUACUGAUGGCAUCGACCCAGACUCGAGCACCAACGUCUGCAUCGAGGACUGCUACAUCGAGAGCGGCGACGACCUCGUGGCCGUCAAGAGCGGAUGGGACCAAUACGGCAUCGCCGCCGCCAGACCGAGCGUCGGCAUCACCGUCCGCCGCGUCUCCGGGACGACCCCGACGUGCUCCGGCGUCGGCAUCGGCAGCGAGAUGUCCGGAGGAAUCCGGAACGUUCUCGUCGAGGACCUCCGCAUCCGCGACUCCGCCGCUGGGGUCCGCAUCAAAACCGACCGAGGGAGGGGAGGCUACAUUACCAACGUGACCGUGCGGAACGUGGUGAUGGAGAGGGUGAAGGUGCCGAUAAGGUUCAGCAGAGGCGCGGACGACCAUCCGGACGGGAAGUGGGACCCGCGAGCUCUGCCCAGAGUGAAGGGGAUAUUCGUGAGUGAUGUGGUGAGUGUGGGCUCGGGAAGGGCUCCGUUGCUCGGGGGAAUUGAGGGGGCUCCGUUUGAGGAUGUUUGUUUGAGGAACGUUACGAUACUCGGGCUGCGCCCGACGGCUGUGAGGUGGAGCUGCGAGUUUGUGUCGGGUUUUAGUGAUGGUGUGUGGCCCUUGCCGUGCUCGGAGCUGAGGAGAAAUGGGAGCUCCUCUUCAUGGUGUUUGAAUGCGUUCCGGUUUUAGUUUGGCGCGCGCACAGAACACACAGACACACACAAAAUCUUGAAGACUUGCGCUCAUUAUAUAUGAUUUGUAGGUUAGAUAUAAUUUUGUUUGCAAGGUUUUUGCUUGUUUUAGAUGUGACAAAACAAAAAGCCUGAUUUUUUUCAUAUGCAGAUAGAGUUACAAAAGUAGAUAUUUUUGAUUGAUUUCUUCAGUUUCAACUGGAUUAUGAAGUUUAUAUAAAUGUUUGGGAGAUGAGCGAGUUUCAUCUUUAGUUUUUAAUAGGAAAGUAAAGUAUGUGCCAUGUGAUGGUGUUGGCAAUGAA
Molecule: messenger RNA, 1852 nt
Organism: Striga asiatica
Lineage: Eukaryota; Viridiplantae; Streptophyta; Magnoliopsida; Lamiales; Orobanchaceae
Source: the annotation of a GenBank genome assembly